AUGCUAGCCGCCGUGCUGCUAUUCAUGCUGUCCGCAUGUGUCGACCUCUCGCGCCAGUCCCCGGUGCGACGAGAUGCCCGAUCCCCCAAGACAUACGCCCCCAACAACAGUAGUCGCAGCAGCCGCCGGCUCUCGUUUAACCAAGACGGCACGUUCCAGAUAUCCAUAUUUGAGGACUUGCACUUUGGAGAAAACGCAUGGGACCAAUGGGGCCCCCAGCAGGACAUCAACUCGGUCAAGGUCAUGGACGCGGUGCUCGACAGCGAGAGGCCCGACCUGGUGGUGCUCAACGGCGACCUCAUCACGGGCGAGAACACGUACCUCGAGAACAGCACCGCGUACAUGGACCAGAUCGCCGGCCCGCUCGUCGCGCGCGGCCUGCCGUGGGCGUCGACGUACGGCAACCACGACCACAACUUCAACAUCUCGGGCGCCGGCCUCCUCGCGCGCGAGCGGCGCUGGCCCAACUCGCUGACCCGGAGCAUGGUGGCCGGCCGCGACGCCGGCGUCACCAACUACUACCUGCCCGUGUACGCGGCCGACUGCGCGCCGGGCGACGACGACUGCGCGCCCGAGCUGCUGCUCUGGUUCUUCGACUCGCGCGGCGGCUUCUACUUCCGCGAGCGCGGCCCCGACGGCCGCCAGGUCGGGCAGCCCGACUGGGUCGACGCCAGCGUGGUGCGGUGGUUCGAGGCGAGGCUGGACGAGCCCUUCAUGAGGGCCGUCGCCGCCACCCCGGGCCUCAUCGGCCUCUUCUCCGGCCACGACCACGGCGCCACCUGGUGCUACAAAUGGGACCGCCUCGUGCCCGGCAUGACCGUCGCCGGCACCGGCCUCAACCUCUGCUUCGGCCAGCACUCGGGCUACGGCGGCUACGGCAACUGGAUCCGCGGCGCGAGGCAGCUUCGCCUGUCCGCCGACGCCCUGCGCCGCCGCCGCUGGGAGGCCGACACCUGGAUCCGCACCGAAAAGGGCGGCGUCGUCGGCCGCGUCAGUCUCAACGCCACCUAUGGCAAGGACUGGUACCCGGCCACGCCCAACGAAAAGACAUACUGUCCUACGUGUAACUAUACCGUCAUCACGCCGGGGCCGAGGAGACGCUGA
Metarhizium brunneum ARSEF 3297 is the source of this 1104-nucleotide messenger RNA. NCBI's taxonomy places the organism in Eukaryota, Fungi, Ascomycota, Sordariomycetes, Hypocreales, Clavicipitaceae. The record is from RefSeq and is a predicted model, not a curated record.